UUCAAUGGAAGACUCUACGUAAGCAUCUAGUAAAACAUCAUCCUCAUGGAUCUCUCUAUAGACCUUCAUUGUUGAUGUGGACAAAAGCAGCAGAGCAUCUAGAUUGCGGAUCAGAGCUUCAGUAGAGGUGGGCAGCAGUCGGAGGAGAACUUGCAGCAGGGAAUGCCGGGAGGAGACAGCUUUCCCGAUGGAGAAGAGGAGAACUCUUCUCCAGGCUCCAGCAAGCGUGCGGGGCAGACGGACCAAACUAACAGCGGGCAGGACCCCGGGACCAGCGGAUCCGGAUCAGUUGAGGAGGAGGCUGAGGAGCAGCGAGGAAGAACCAGCAGAGGGGAAAGCUCAGCGGGGUGUGAGGAGAGCGGAGGAGAGCAGACGCACGAGGAUGUGGACAUGAACAGCGGCCACGACUCCAGCAGCGGAAACGACAGCGUUGGUGGGUCACGACAUCAUCACUCCUCAGCCAAUUGCAGCCCUGGAAGCACCACGGGAUCAGGAAGCACCAAGAGCUCAAAAUCUGCCACUGGUUCGUCAUCAUCCAGCUUUCAUAGCGCUCAUCACACUGAGUGCAGUGAGCAGACGCACCGAGAGAUGAUGCAGACGGUGCAGGAGAUGAAGAAACGGCUGCCGUCUGAGAAGAGAAGCCGCAGUAAAGCCAGUACUGUAGAGGCACUGAACUAUGCACUGAACUGUGUCAAACAAGUACAAGCAAACAGUGAGUACUACAACUUACUAAUGAGCAGCGGACUGGAGGAGAGACGAGACGCUACUGUGUGCACGCUGGAGGAGCUGGAGGGAAUCACAUCAGAACACACGCUGAAAAACACGGACACGUUUGUGGUGGUCUAUUCUCUGACCUCCGGGAAGGUGGUUUACGCGUCCGAACAGGCCUCCAGUGUGCUUCACUGCAAGAGGAAGUUUCUGGAAUCUGUCAAGUUCGUGGAGCUGCUGUACCAUCAGGACGUCAAUGUGUUUUACUCGCACACGGCGCAACCGUGGCUGCCGCCCUGGAACGUGGGCACAGACAGCGCGGCGGUUCUGUUUGAAUGCGCCCAGGUCAAGUCCUUCUUCUGUCGAAUCAGAGGAGGGAAGGAUAGAGAUGGAGAAAUGCGUUAUAGUCCUUUCCGGCUCACUCCGCACCUGCUGAAGGUUCAGGGAUUGAGCGGAGAGGAGGAGCCGUGCUGUCUGGCCCUGGCCGAGCGCAUCAUCUCAGGAUACGAGGCCCCUCGCAUUCCCAUGGACAAGCGCAUAUUCAGCACGACUCAUUCGCCAGGCUGUGUCUUUUUAGAAGUGGAUGACCGAGCGUUGCCUUUGCUCGGCUACCUCCCUCAGGACCUGAUCGGUACCUCAGUUCUGUCCUGCCUUCAUCCAGAUGACCGCCUGCUCAUGCUGGCCAUGCACCGCAAAAUUCUGAAGUACGCGGGCCAGCCUCCGUUUGAACACUCGCCCAUCCGCUUUCGGUGUCAGAACGGCGACUACAUCACCCUGGACUCCAGCUGGUCCAGCUUCAUCAACCCUUGGAGCCGUAAGGUGGCCUUCAUCAUCGGCAGGCACAAAGUUCGCAUUGGACCUCUGAAUGAGGACAUUUUUGCCGUGCGGAGUAAAGCCAAGCAGCUGAUCAUGUGUGAGGACGUUAAAAAGCUGCAAGCCAUGAUCUACAAGCUCUUCCUUCAGCCGGUUCAUAAUAAAGGAUCCAGUGACUAUGGCAGUCUGGGUAGUAAUGGCUCCCACGAGCACUACAUCAGUGUGGCGUCGUCCAGCGACAGUAACGGAAACCUCUGGGAGGAUUCGCACAGAGAACCAAUGACAUUGCAGCAGUUUUGUGCUGAUGUCAAUAAAGUGAAGAACUGGGGCCAGCAGGCGUAUCUGGACUCCCGGAGGAAGCUCACACCUUUAGGACCAGCCGCUGCAGUGGCGGCAGCAGGCGUUCAUCCGAACACUAGUCAGGGUUUGGGAAUUCGAGCUCAUCUAAAGCAGUCUCUGCAAGAAGCGCGGAAACAGCCACACAUUCCAUCCUACCAGCAGAUCAACUGUGUGGACAGCAUCAUCAGAUAUCUGGAGAGCUGUGCGACAUCUGCUCUGAAACGAAAGAGCGAAUCUUUGUCUGUAGCUACAUCAUCAUCUUCCUCCAUGUCUGAGGAAGACAAACCCGCAGCGGCCGCACAUGAAGACACUGUGAACACAGACGAAGCUGCGCUCGAGGGCGCCGGUGCUCUGGACAGCCAGGUGUCUGCGGGCUCGGCCACGACGGCAGCGGUGGUGGGAGCGCCACUCACAGACAUCACAAUCUCCACAGAAGCCAUGAGCGUGGUGUCCGUCACCAGUCAGUGCAGUUACAGCAGCACCAUAGUGCACGUUCCCCAGCCCGAGUCAGAGGUCACUGCCUUAGAAGAUGCUCCAAUGGGUAGCGAGCCAACAGACUCUGCCCCCACCCCUGCACGCCCCGCCCCCAGCACCUCCUCAGCGGCUCAGGAGGAGUUACUCGUGGUGUACUCAUUAACGCUCCUUUUCUAUCUACUCUCAGCUGAUGCCAUGCGUCCUCCGAACAAACACAAGCGUCCCAAACCAGAAGACUCAUCCGACAGCUACGGCUCCCAGCCUGGCAACUACUGGUCCCUUCCCGGCCCCACAGGAGCGCCUCAUUCCUCCUGGCCUUCCUCAGAGUCCUCUCAGCCCCUGCCGUCCAACAUCGGCUUUGUGCAGCCCAUGGCAGUGCCCAUGCAAACGGCCCCUUACUUCACCGUGGUCGGUGCGGAUCAGCAGCCCAUGGUGGUCCAGCCUGACCAAGGUGUCCAGAACCUCCAACCCAUGCAUCCCAUGAUGGUCGUCCUGCUUCCUAGCUACCCCAUGUACCCCGGGAACAAUGGCAUGUACCUGCAGGGGAUGCCGGUCCCGGCGCCCGGAGUCGUUCCCCAGCCUCCCUUUAAUAUGGGCGGCUACGUCCCACCUGGUGGACACGUGCCACAUGGGUCUCCGUCGCAGGGCCAUCCUCCAGGUCCCACCGUCACAGGAGUCGGGAUGGCAGAGGUCGACUCAAUACCCGCCCCUUGGUUUGGGGAAGACCUUGAUGCAGCACAGCCCACGGCGCUCUUCUCCAGCUCUCGCUCCAGCUCGCCCAUCCAGCUGAACUUACUCCAGGAGGAGCUGACCAAGCCCACCGAAGCCCAGAACAGCACCGGUCCAGAGAGUCUGCAUGAACACCACGCCAAAGCGGAGGACGCUCCCAGCGAGUCGGGUAACCAAGACGCCCAUUCUAGCUCCAGUGAAAUGCUUGGCCAGUUGCUACAGGAGGACGCCCGCUCAGGAACAGGCUCACAUGCCUCGGGCAGUGGCUCCGGAGAGUCGGGAGGCUCUCUGGGCUCCGGGUCAGGACUCGGUUCUAACGGAACAUCCACCAGCCAUACAGGCAGCAGCAACAGCAGCAAGUACUUCGCCAGCAACGAUUCAUCGGACACAUCGCGGAAAGCGCGCAAGUCCACGGAGCCCCAGGAACGUGAGCGUAUGACCUUCACAAAGCAAGUGGACAAUUCGUUAUGGAGCAUGAUCAAGCAGAUGCCCGAACCCGUCAUGAUGACCUAUCAGAUCGGCCCCAGGGAUCAGGCGCAGGUUCUUCAGGAAGACCGGGAGAAGCUGCUUCUGAUGCAGCCCAUGCAGCCCUGGUUCACCCAGGACCAGAAGAAGGAGCUGGCCGAGGUUCAUCCCUGGAUCCAUCAGCACACGGUCCCACAGGAGAUCAACACACAGUGUUGUGUGAGUUGUACCACCAUGGAACCGGGGCGAGGAACUGAAUCUUCAGACUGACUCUCCAAACCCUCUGACUCCUGACAGCUCCUGUCCGCAAGACUGUCCGUUUCAGGACGCCAGACCCAACACCGACACCUGACCGCAGACCCUGCUGGACCUCCGGCCUUCUGGGACUCAGUGAUUCUUCUGCUCUCUGAUGGGAAUCGUGGGAAGAGACGGACGCCCGCAUCCGCGUGCCAGUGUCUCAUAUUUCCUCCUGAUGUCACGAAACGAGGAGAGCCCUUUGCACUCGAUCAGACCACGUCAGCGUGAGUUUGGACACUCGCAGAAGACGUCACAUGACCAUGCAUUUCUCUCUGCUGUUCUCCGUUACAGUCCAUGGACCCAAACAACUGUGAAUAUCAGACUAUAAUUUGGUAGUCACCAGUGUGGCUCGUAUUUUUUUAAACUGUUGCCCAAAUGUUUUUUUUUUUUUUUAAGAAAACUUUGUUAAUUAAUAAUGUGUCCUCUACUGAAUCUUGCAGGCUCAGGAGGGUUCAUGAUCUCCCAGAAGUACCUGUAAUGAGUUUCCUGACCACUUGCGUAUAAAUGCGUAUAAAUGUCCCACAAUGCUGCAACAUCCUUUGCAGUUACUAAAGAACAUAAGCACUCACCGCCAAAAUCUAAAAGCAUCUACGAAUGGAAAUGAAUGAUAUUUGAUCCAGAGCACGAAGAUCUUCAUUCCUUAUUGAGCUCAUCCAAUCCAAACGGAUUCGUUUUUUCGUCAGUGUGUUUGUUUAUUUUUCUGUUCUCAAUUUCAAAUGUUUCUUCCACUGUACAUGUGACUGAACGAUGUCGAGCAAUGUCUUACUAUGGUAUAAAACUAAAGUAAUGGUGUAAUUGGAAUAUACAGACAUUUUUUCUCUCGUGUAUGUUGGGUUGAUAGCUGUACUUGUACCUGGGUCACAUUUCACCACAAAA
This is a messenger RNA of Sinocyclocheilus rhinocerous, 4701 nucleotides long. RefSeq names its product period circadian protein homolog 3-like. The transcript has 22 exons. Bases 163 to 3798 code for a protein of 1211 amino acids. The record is from RefSeq and is a predicted model, not a curated record. Lineage: Eukaryota; Metazoa; Chordata; Actinopteri; Cypriniformes; Cyprinidae. Gene Ontology annotation, molecular function: transcription cis-regulatory region binding; transcription corepressor binding. Gene Ontology annotation, cellular component: nucleus; cytoplasm. Gene Ontology annotation, biological process: negative regulation of transcription by RNA polymerase II; entrainment of circadian clock by photoperiod; circadian regulation of gene expression.